AUGGGUCCAGAUCGUUUCUGCAGUUUUAAUCAAUCAGAUCCCUGUUACGCAGCUGUGGGAGACAAACUCAAUCUGCUGAUGGUGCGGGACGCUCGAGAUCAAGAGCUGCAUUUGUAUAAGGAGUUAAUGGAUAGCAGAGAACUUGAAGUUUUUAGAAUAAUGAACAAAAAAAAGAAAAAACAUGAAUCCAUCAGAAACAGAUCUGAGUUCAUCUUUGAUAAUGGGACUCUGAUAAUAAACCGUGUGAUCAGAGCAGAUUCAGGGACUUACAUAUUAGAACUCUAUGACUCAGACGGCUCAAGAACAUUUAAAAAACAUCUUCCUGUUAAUAUUGAAGCUCCUAUUGGCUCAGUGGAAGUGUCAAUCAGCUGCUUCUCCAAUCAGAGGUCAGUGUCCUGCUCAUCUGAUGGCGAUCAGAUCAUCUACAACUGGACUCUGAAUGGAGAAAUGCUUGAACAAGGAUCAAUGGAUGGAAACACCACCAUUCAGCUAAAUGAGGGAACUGAUGGAAACAUCAGCUGCAGCGUGAAGAACCAUGUUAGUCACGCCCAGAAGACCAUUAGAGUCAAACCCUGUCCUGUGUCUGUGGUGUUUGUGCUGGUCUGGUGUUUCCAGCUGAUGGUUCUGUUGGGUCUGUUAGGAGGUUUUCACAUCUACAUGAGACACACGUCAGGAAAGAAGCAGGAAGAUCAGAAAGUGAGGAUGAGAAGAUUUAGAGAAGGACCUGAACACACAGCAGAAGAUUCAUGAGAGCAGCAGCAGAUCUUCUGUAUUUUAUGUUUUUUAACGUUUAGCCACACUUGUAUUUUUUUAU
Sinocyclocheilus anshuiensis is the source of this 814-nucleotide messenger RNA. Its product is annotated as carcinoembryonic antigen-related cell adhesion molecule 2-like. The record is from RefSeq and is a predicted model, not a curated record. The transcript is spliced from 5 exons. NCBI's taxonomy places the organism in Eukaryota, Metazoa, Chordata, Actinopteri, Cypriniformes, Cyprinidae. Gene Ontology annotation, cellular component: membrane. Bases 1 to 750 code for a protein of 249 amino acids.